AUGGGGGAUUUUAAUGCAAUUGUGAGCAUGGAUGAUAGAAUUGGCUCCCCAGUUAGACUUCAUGAUAUCUUUCCCAAGAAGCAAUGUAUGGAUGCAUGUCAGCUUACUGAAGUCAAAACUGUUGGUAGGCACUUUACUUGGAACAACAAACAAGAUGGUGAAUCAAGGGUUUUCACAAGAAUUGAUAGAGUUCUGUCUAAUUCUUUAUGGGAUGACAAAUUUCCUACUACUGAAGCCAUGUAUUUACCUGAAGGAACUUAUGAUUAUAGCCCUAUGAUUUUGUCCACCACUAGUCAUAAUUCUCAGAAAAAACCCUUCAGAUUCUACAACACGUGGACUUCUUCUUCAAAUAUGUUCAGAGUUACUCAGAAGCUUAAAUGGAUAAAGGGUGAUCUUAGAUCUCUGAACAAAAAGGGGUAUAGCAAUGUUGAAGCUUUGAAGCUUGUCAGACAAAAACAACUGUUGGAAAUUUCUGAAGAGAAGGCCACUGCAGAAUCUUACAGAAUUUCCAAUGAUAAUCUUUUGUCCUUUCUUCACCAAACAGCUAAAGUCCAAUGGCUAGAGAAGGGUGAUGAAAACUCUAGACUGUUUCAUCAAAGUAUCAAGCAAAGAAGGAAGCAUAAUGCUAUUCAUUUAUCCAGAAUGCUGAGGACCAGUUUUAACCCCAUCAUCAUGGAAAGAGGGCCUAAGUUAACUGAGGCUCACAAAGCUAUGUUAACAUGUGAUUUAAGUGUUUCUGAUGUUAACAGAGUUCUGGAUGAUAUCCCUAGUAACAAAACCCCUGGUCUAGAUGUCUUUAAUAGCCACUUCUUUAAGAUUACUUGGGAAACCAUCAAACAUGACUUCGAUGCUGCCAUUGCAGAGUUUUUCUGA
Messenger RNA from Spinacia oleracea (spinach), 873 nucleotides. RefSeq lists its product as uncharacterized. The record is from RefSeq and is a predicted model, not a curated record. Lineage: Eukaryota; Viridiplantae; Streptophyta; Magnoliopsida; Caryophyllales; Amaranthaceae. The coding region runs from base 1 to 873 and encodes 290 amino acids. The transcript has 3 exons.